AUGCCACAAACUUCUCCGCCGUUGCCGCCUCCUCCACGGUACUCGGCUGUGAUGAAGCCGGAAGUUCAUGGAAGGCCGCCGGCUCCGCAGCCACUGUCCCCCCAGCUUCUGUCGGCCCCUGCCUUCUACGAACUCCCUCCGCCGCCGCCGUACUCGGUCGCGUCUAGGGAUUGCCGCCAAACCACGUCUUCUCGUCUUUUCGCUCUUUCGCCGCCUCGUUACGGCUUCGCCAUGGCUUUCGGACGGCUUCGAGGUACGAUUUCGAGUAUUGGAAAUUCAUUUCCACUGGAUACAUGCAGAACAACAGUUUCAUCGACAGCGUGCCUCAAAUAUUGGACUAUUUCGGUUCAAAGCACAGUAACCUAUUAUCGAAAAAUCAUUGAUAAAUUAGAUCGAAAUCAAAUUAUUUCAGGCCUUUUUCUCAUAAAACAUUUGCCAAACUUCCGUAUGGCUUCUUAUCGUGUCUUGAAACUAUUUAUGAACCAAAAAGAGUAGCGAAUCUGUCGAAGAUAAGAUUUUUUUGAUAACGAUGUUGCAAAAAGUUUCGGUAGCGUUGUUCCGAUGGAAACGUCAAUGAUCACAGUAGAAAGUAUUUGACAAGAAAUUUUUAGAGCGAAAAUGAAGUCUUCUAAAAACUCUAAAAAUAGCUCUUUUUGUGGUUAUCCAUGGAGCGCAAGAGUUCUGAAGUUACAGCUCUAUUCUCCAAAGAAAGUUUAGGUCUUAUUGUUUUCAUAAUGACCUUCAAAUAAGAAUUAAUUUAGCGAAUAGUGUGAACCUGGGGAAUCGAAAAAGGGCGAUCAAGCGUCGGAUGUUCGUCACGGCGGCCCUCGUGUUCUUCGUCGCGCCGAUUCUGCUUUUCGUCAUCAUAAUGGCUCUCGCCAACGUCUUCUGA
Molecule: messenger RNA, 892 nt
Organism: Caenorhabditis auriculariae
Lineage: Eukaryota; Metazoa; Nematoda; Chromadorea; Rhabditida; Rhabditidae
Source: the annotation of a GenBank genome assembly